This is a messenger RNA of Neoarthrinium moseri, 912 nucleotides long. RefSeq lists its product as uncharacterized. The transcript has a single exon. The record is from RefSeq and is a predicted model, not a curated record. Lineage: Eukaryota; Fungi; Ascomycota; Sordariomycetes; Amphisphaeriales; Apiosporaceae. The coding region runs from base 1 to 912 and encodes 303 amino acids. Gene Ontology annotation, cellular component: cytoplasm; nucleus. Gene Ontology annotation, molecular function: RNA polymerase core enzyme binding; RNA polymerase II CTD heptapeptide repeat phosphatase activity.
AUGACGACCCCCGCGCCGCAGCAGAACCCCCCCAAGUCCAUCCUCAAGCCCAGCUCGGCGCCGGGCACCCUGGCCGCCGACCAGGCCGCCGCCGCCAAGGCCCGCGAGGUCGCGACGACGCACGCCAAGAUCAUCCACCACCGCUGGGGCAUCGAGGACCAGAUCGGCGACGCCAUCGUCGAGCUGUGCCGGUACCCGCUGGCGGCGGCGCGCGGGGACGGUGCCGGUACCGCCUGUUACUCGGCGGCCGACCCCGCGCCCUCGGACGCCGAGGGCUUCCGCGCCGGCAUCCGCCUCUUCCAGCCGUCGGACUACGACGACCUGAUCGAGGAGCGCAACGCCAACGGGCGGUGCGGGUACGUGCUGUGCCCGGAGGCGCGGCGGCGCGUGGCGGGCGCCGGCGAGUGGAAGAUUGUCGGCAGCCACAUCCUGCCCAAGAAGGAGGUCGAGAGGUGGUGCUCGCAGGCCUGCGCCAAGCGCGCCAUGUACGUCAAGAUCCAGCUGAGCGAGACGGCCGCGUGGGAGCGCGCCGGCAUCGACACCAUCCAGAUCGACCUGUACGAGGAGCCCGGCAGCAAGAACAAGAAGGAGGAGGCCGAGCCGGCCGGCCAGGACGCCCGUCUGGCGCAGGACCGCGCGGGACAGCAGCAGGUCGAGGCCCAGCGGAAGGCGGCCAAGGACGCCAAGGAGCUCGCCUUGGAGAGGGGAGAGUCUGGCGAGCCACAGAACCAGCGCGACAUUCCCAUCAGGAUACGAGAGAAGCCAGUCACCAGAACAGCGGAGGAGCCGUCGUUGGGCAAGGACGACGGCCACCUUGUCCUGGACGGCUACAAGACCAAAUUCGAGAACAACCAACUCACUGCUGAGGUUGCUCCGGAGGAGGAUGACACGAGUAUGGUAGACAAAAGCUAA